CCUAAAGAUUCGUUGUGCUAUCUUCCGCACACAAGUGUAUUAUCUUGUCUAAUGUAGGUCAGAUAUCUAGGUCGAGGAAUUUUAGAGGAAAUUUGUUGCAAUUGAAUUGUUUUCCUCGGAAAUUUUGACCCUUAUGAAAAGUUACUAAAUAUCUCGCAUAUGAACCAAUUUACACACACAUGAAAUCUGUAGCCACCAAAUAUAAUCACUGAAAUAGUUCAUAUUCAUACAUAAAUAUGAGAAAAAUUUUGUUGGUAGGCAGAGCAGGCAAUGGUAAAACAUCUACGGCCAGGUCUUUGCGUAUGGUUUCAAGUGAAAUAGAAACCAUUCCAUGUGUCGGUGUGGGGGAUAUUCAAGAGGAUCGUACGGAAUCUAUCCAAACUGUUAUUAGCCUCGUCCAGGACACACUUCAAGCUAACCGCGAAGGUAUGUCUGCUAUUAUUCUGGUACUCAAGUACGGAGUCCGGUUCACCAAGCAGGAAAAGGACGCCGUGGAAAUCACAAAGCUGAUGUUUGGAGAGAGCGUGUUUCGUUCACACGGGAUCAUUGCGAUGACGUACGGGGAUCUAUUUGAGGCUGACUGCUUUGAGGACUGGUGCAGGGAACAGACUGGAGACAUACACAAUCUCUUUGAAGAAGUCAACUACAGAAUCGUUCUGAUGGAUAACAAAAGUCAAGAGCAACAGAAACAGCUCGAACAAUAUACUGAGGUGCUGAGGCACGUUGAAGGCAUAAGACGUCCCUACACUCUGCGCGACUUUCAAGAUGCACUUCCUGGAAGAAGGGAACUUUUAGCAAGGGAACAGACUAGAGUUACUUUACCAUGCUGUGAUACUCCUACGUUAUGUGUCCAUGCCGCAGUUUCUGAUAGAGGAAAUGUCGCCUUCAUAGCUGGGACAGUUUGGACGUUUUUCGGGUUACUUUUAUUUGAAUAUUCCCUAUUUUUAGGUUUAUUCUGGUUGACUGGUUUAACGUUCUGGGUUCUUUAUGUAUUCCGAGAGAUGAGCAAUGGCUCGAUGGUGAUAUCAGUGAAAUAUGCAUCUAUAGCAGCAGGGGCUUUGUUUAUCUAUUUUUUAGUUCCUAUCAGCAACAAUGUAAUAUUAGAUAGAAGUUUUGAAGACAAAUGAAAUGUCCCCAUCGAUAUGAAAGCUUCAGAAAGAGAAUAUUAUUUGAACGGUUGAAAUUAUCUCUGAUAAAACGUAUUUAAUCUAGUAAUCGCUUAACAAAAGGUUUAUGUGUGGAUACUUAUAUUGGAUUUGAUAAUUAUAUAAAAUAUUGAUAAAAGUGGAAACAAUCAUUUAGGCAAUCAUAUGCAAUCUAUAUUAUGUUGCAUGAAUAAAGGCUUAUACACUUUUUUUUUUAUUAUAGAUAAUAUGUGAGCAUAUAUCCUGCGUCAGCCUUAAUCUUUAAAUAUAUAUCUGACUGGAAAAAUGUCAUGGUUCUAGUGAUUAUUUUAAUAUAUACGUAUCUAACGAAAAUAUUGUAUUUGCAGUGCCGUACAAUGGAUGCAAACGACUGGGGUAGCAAGGCCUCCCCCUUUCUUCCAAUUUUGUAAUUAAUUCAUAUUUGCAUAAGGCCAGUAAUAAUAAUAAUAAUAAUUCUAACAUAAUAAUAAUAAGAAUGACAAUUUCUUGGAUUUCAAAUGCCAAAACUUAAGGCUGAUACAAGCAAUACAAAGCUCACAUACAAUGUAAAUGAAGUUAACCCAUGGGCUAAAUGAAAUGUAGUAUAUUUUAUAUAGUGAUCCCAAUAAGGGCGCCACUUAGCUCAGAUAAAAUCUUUUUUUUUAAUCUUCUUGAUUUGGUGUUGGUAUUUAUUACAGUAGUAAAAAAGAUCUACAUUAAACAUUUAAAAACUGAA
Messenger RNA from Biomphalaria glabrata, 1860 nucleotides. RefSeq lists its product as uncharacterized. The record is from RefSeq and is a predicted model, not a curated record. The coding region runs from base 237 to 1127 and encodes 296 amino acids. The transcript is spliced from 2 exons. Lineage: Eukaryota; Metazoa; Mollusca; Gastropoda; Planorbidae. Gene Ontology annotation, molecular function: GTP binding.